AUGAGUCAGACUGCCCUCGAACUCAUUGGCCACCACGUCCUCCAGCACCUUACCCACGACAGACCUUUGUUCGUCGCUAUACAGGGCCCUCAAGGCUCUGGUAAAUCUUAUACGUCUUCUCGCCUUCAGAGCUAUCUGGAAGCAUCGCCACACUCCCUUCGCGUUGCUGUUCUCUCCCUCGAUGAUCUUUAUCUUCCCCAUGAUCAAUUGCGAUCUCUUGCCGCCUCUCAUCCCGAAAAUGUCUUGUGGCAAGGGCGUGGACAGCCUGGGACACACGAUGUUGCGCUUGGGUUGAAAAUACUGUCUGCUCUGAAAGAUGGAAGCAACCCCGUUGAGCUGCCAAGAUUCGAUAAAAGUCUGUUCGAUGGAGAGGGGGAUCGCUUGCCCAUGGAUGGAACAGGGGUGGUGAUUAAUCAACCGCCUCGCCUCGAUGUCGUCAUUUUGGAGGGAUGGUUCGUUGGCUUUCAUCCAAUCUCUCGGGAGGAGAUUUUGAAUCGUUGGGAUGGGGUGUGGAAGGACGAAAGGGAAAAGCUGGGUUUGGGAGAAAACGAGAUGGGACGCGUCGUGGACGUGGAAGCCAUCAAUGAAAGACUCAAAGAAUACGUUGAGCUAUGGAGCUUCUUUGAUGUCUUCGUUCAGUUGAAGCCGAAUCCACCAACUUCCGUCCUCCUUUCGCAGUACGCCGUUGUUUAUCAAUGGCGCUUGCAGCAAGAGCACAAUAUGAAAGCCGCCAAUGGUGGAAGAGGCAUGUCGGAUACUGCCGUGAAAUCGUUCGUUGAUCGAUAUAUACCAGGAUAUGUUUUCUUUGGCGGCCUUUCACCUUCAGUUGUUGAUGGUAUCCCAUUGCCGAAGUGGUCUGGAAGGGGGUUGAUUGUGCAUCUCGACGAAGAAAGGAAGGUGACUGGAACCUCGUAUUUCUGA
Molecule: messenger RNA, 921 nt
Organism: Cyclocybe aegerita
Lineage: Eukaryota; Fungi; Basidiomycota; Agaricomycetes; Agaricales; Hemipholiotaceae
Source: the annotation of a GenBank genome assembly